AUGAAGAACACGAUCCUUGCCAUCAGAGCUACACUGCUGGUUGCAGAGGCAAGGGUCAACAAUAACAAUCAAGUCAGCCUUUGGCUGAAGAGAUUGAAAGAUGUCCUCUAUGAUGCAGAUGACCUGCUUGAUGAUUUGUCCACUAAAGCUUUGAGGAGGGGAAUCAUGACAAGAAACAAGGUGGCAAAGAAGGUACGGAUCUUCUGCUCAAAAUCAAACCAAGUUGUUUAUAACUUUAAGAUGGCUCAUAAAUUGAGGGAACUCAGGGGAAGGCUAGGUGAAAUUGAUAAUGACAAGAAACAAUUUGAUUUCUUUGACGACCCUCCUAAGCCUUUACCUGUACUUGAGGAACGAAAGCAAACAUAUUCUUUUGUGCUAGAAGAUGAAAUUAUUGGGAGAGAGGAGGAGAAAAAUAAGAUUUUACGUUAUUUAUUAGACAAUAAUGUGAAAUCUACUGUUUCAAUUAUUCCCAUUGUUGGAUUUGGAGGGCUGGGCAAGACUACACUUGCUCAGCUUGUGUACAAUCAUGUGGAUGUUCAAAAACAUUUUGGGUUGCGAAGGUGGGUAUGUGUGUUUGAUGAAUUUGAUGUUAGACGAAUAGCUCUAAAGAUUUUAGAGCAAAAAAGUUGAAAAGAGAUG
This is a messenger RNA of Neltuma alba, 639 nucleotides long. RefSeq names its product putative disease resistance RPP13-like protein 1. The coding region runs from base 1 to 630 and encodes 209 amino acids. NCBI's taxonomy places the organism in Eukaryota, Viridiplantae, Streptophyta, Magnoliopsida, Fabales, Fabaceae. Gene Ontology annotation, molecular function: ADP binding. The transcript has a single exon. The record is from RefSeq and is a predicted model, not a curated record.